Molecule: messenger RNA, 2870 nt
Organism: Petromyzon marinus (sea lamprey)
Lineage: Eukaryota; Metazoa; Chordata; Hyperoartia; Petromyzontiformes; Petromyzontidae
Source: RefSeq, a predicted model, not a curated record
CACUUUGCCUGAUGACGACCGCUUGUGUUGCGAUCGAAACGUCGUGAUUUGUUUUAUUUUAUUUGAACUACGUGACUUUACCGAAAGAACCAAAUAGUAUUAACAUCGUCUUGACUAUAUUUGUACCAAAUUCUGCUUCUCUAGCCCCUUGGAGUACAUCAGUUGAAUGGGCAUUAGCUGGAGGUCAAUCAGAAUAUUUAUUUAUACUGGAGAAAUAUGAUGAGCUAUAAAGCUCUUUUUCACAGAUGUCCAGUAGGGGCAAGGGGUAAGAACGUUGAGUGGCUGGGUGGCUCAGAGAUCUAAGUACGGAGCCGCGUUUGAAUCCAGGCAGUUGCCCGUGAUUAAACCAGGUUCCCAACGGUGGUGAGUUGAUGAUAUAAGUCCAGUCACCAAUAGCUGCGCCAAAAAACUAUCAUUAAAUUUGGUUCCGUUCAUAAUUUGGCAAAAUUCCAGAUCUGAGAAGAAAAAAUAUCAAUUUGACUGCCACGCGACGAACAUUCCUCUUUGUGGCAAGGGCAGCUGGUAAAGUGCUGCUCCCAACUGUGUCCGACAGAGAUCACGUGAAGGGAUCUCAGAGGUAGUUUCAUGAUAUCCAAUUCCGUGGGCUGUUCUAAAAUACGAAGGGUGUUACUGCUCUGAGAAAUCUCCGAGUGUAUUCUUCGUCUCGUGACAUGAUACCGAUAGCACAAUCGGGACAAAAUUGGGGGAAAAAGACUAAAACGAACUGAUGUUACUUAACUCAUCCACCAUCGUCUUGCAGACUAAUGAUGCCCACCGUCGCCCAUGUUGUAUUGCUCCGUCCCUGUGACAGCGCCAUGCCGAGCCUCCUGCCCUCGGCGCUGCUCCUCCUGGCUCUGAGCGCCCACUGCUGCAGCCUCUACUCACCGGGCCUCGCCACCACACCGCACCUGGGCAGGUGGCGGCAGCAGCACCGGCGACCGAGGGCGGUGACCUCACAGCAGCCCCCGGCUUUGCUCACGGCGCGAGGAGGACCACUGGGCGAGGGGAGCCCGGCGCCCGGCGAGGAGGGACAGAGCAGCGGGAAUAACGAGCCGGUGGAUGGUGGAGGCGGUGAGGCCGUGGGCGGGAGCUCAGCCGCAACCACGCUGGACCCCGGUCGCCCCCUUCGACCCGCGACCCCAUUAUUUAGUCGGCCGACCGAGUCAGGUGACGACCGCACGCCUCCUCCGCGCUUCGACCCAGCCAAUGACACCGAUGCUAACCAAAACAGCAGUAGAGAUGGCAGCAGCGAGGAGGGCAGCUCAUGGACAAGGCCCCUUGCCUGCUCCGCGCUGCCCGCCUUCACCUUCCUGUUCCUCUGGGGGCUCUUCAACUGCGCCAUCUUCGCGCGGCGCGGGGCGGUCGCCCCCGCCGCCGCCGCCGCCGCCGACGGCGACGACGGCGACCGUCUGCGCUGCUUCGCCGCAGCCGCCAACGCGCUCCUGCUCGCGUUCGCGGGCCUCCGCGUCGCCCUCACGGCGCUCGUGCUCUCGUCGGCCGAGCUGCAGGGGCUGAUCGCCAGCUCCCCGACGCCGCAGCUUCGCGGAGAAGCCCGCGGCGGCUUCUCCGCCGCGCUGGUGGCGGCGCUGAGCCUCCACGAGCUGGCACUGCCCUGCCUGGCCGCGGCGUUCGCUGCGCUGCUCCUGCACUUCGUCCCACCUGCCGCCCGCAAGCCCCUGCCGUCGUCGCCGUCGUCCUCCUCUUCCCUGUCGCUGAUUUCGUCGUCCCUUCCGUCGCCGGCGAGCGGCCGCGCCCGCGGCGCCCUGCUCGCCGUCGUCUUCUCGACGCACCUGUGCGUGGCCGCGCUGGCGUGCCUCGCCUUCGCGACGCGGCCGGCGAAGGCCGUCUUCCUCCUCGCCGUGCCGCGGGGAUUCCUCGUCGCCUGGGGCCUCGCGCUCGCCGGCGUUUGCCUGGCCACGGCGGCCUGCGGGCCCCUGGGCGGCGCCGGCCGGAGCGACCGCCGGCAGGCGUCGACAGCGAUCGGAGCGUGCUUCGCCGGCUCGUCGUGCCUGCUGAUGCUCGCGUGCUGCCUGCACGGCGCCGAGGCCGUCUUCGCGGUGCUGGGGGUCGGCGCGGGGCCCGGGGUGGGGCCGCCCCUGCUCGCCGCCCGUCUCGUGUGCGAGCUGUGCGCCGCGCUGGCGCUGUGCGCCGCGUCGUCGCUGUGGCUGCGUCGCGGACCCCGCCAGCAGGAUGAGGCGGAGAUGACGGACGAGGCGCGAAAGCGACGCGCGAAGCGGAACGGAAGACACUCGGCACCGUUGAAGCACGCGGACGUCAUGGGCGCCUCCUACGACAGCGUGAGGCCGGCGCUGGCGGGGGAGGCCCGGGAGUCGGCGCCGGAUCCUCCGAGCCCCCGGUGCGUGGCGGACGGCGUCGCGCUGGGGUCCGCCGUGAGGUUCAGCGUCGGGGACGAGCGAGUUCAGCUCCUCCAGGGCAACGGGGAGGAAGAAGUGGACGACGAGGUGGAAGGGGUGAUGCUCGGUGUGACCCCGGUUGACCGCAGCAGCGGCGGCGGCGGCGGCACCAGUAGCAGCAGCGAGAGCCAAGCGUGCAGCUGGCGCGACGCGGCGAUCGGGAGCGAAGACGACAACCAGAGCAGCCUUCGCGAGCUCACGCAGAGGACGAGGUACGGCAAUUUCGCCGGCGGCGGUGGCGGCGGCGGCGACUAUGAUGUGCCGAGCGGCGCCUUCCGAGCCGGCGAUUUCAUGUGGGACGACUUCAUCCGACCGCCGUCGCCGAUAAACCUGCAGGGGAGCAUCGACGAUGCGCUGUGGCGUCGCUCGCUCAUAGUCAGGAGCCUCUUCGAGGAGGAGGAGGAGGACGAUGAUAAUGAGAAGCGGGUGGCCAGGAAUGCGGGUGAAGAUGGAUAG